AUUUUUCCCGCUUAUUCCUUCGGCUAAAGUUAAUUAAAGGAAUGACUAUAGAGUCACUAACUUAAAAGUUUCGAUGAAAAGAGGAGAAGGAGAAGAGCGAAGUCUUCGAAUGUGAAGAAUAUUAAGUUAAAGCUUUUACCGGCUAUCAAACAGCUUUCUUCUUCAAAACCGUUUUCCUCAAACCAUUUUGCAAGCUCUUCGCUUGUCCAUUCUACUCAUAAAAACAACAAAAAAGGAGAAUUAAAACACGCAAUUAGUAAAACCAGAAAAAGUUAUAUUCCAAUCUCCAAUCAAAAUUAAAACUUCAUUCAGUUCGAGGUGUUCRACAACUUUUCCGACAAGACAGAGUUGGACUCGAGAAAGGAUUUAAAAAAAAAUCCAUUUCUCGAGUCUAUUGUCAUCAAAAUUCCUUAAAAUUACCUUCAACUUUCUUUGUUCCCGACAUUGCUACGUUCCUAAAGGGUAGUUUGUGUAAAAUUCCUGAAAGAUUUUCCACUUGAAAGAAGACGAAAAAAACCCGACGAAAGUACUACUUGCAGUUCAACGAACUUCCCGCCAAAAGAAGUACGCAUGCGCAAGACCACAGGCAGCCCAACUUAGACUAUUGAAGGCUUUGACGACACAGGAAACCCAACGAUUCUUCGCUUUGUAAUCAAAAUGGCGUCUAACAACGAUCCAAUUUCGAUUUKCUGGUGUGGAUGUUCAGAAAUCAGUAAAACAGAAUGUGAACAAGGCCACGUUCAUUGUCCGUGCGAAGUAUGCAACGGAGAACCGGUGAAUAGAAUGAAGGCAUGGAGGCAUGCACAGCGRUCUAAAAUAGCAGAGAUAUCAGAUAAUCUUCAUUCUUCCAUUGUGACCAGUGAAGAAAACUCAAGUGCAAGUGGUUUCUGUUCAGAAUCUAUGUGUAACRUAUCAAAUAACGCGUGUGCUUUUGAUAGAGAUAGCAUAUCGUGUGCUUCCGAUGCAGAAACAACUGAAAGCUACGCUUUUGACGAUAACCCAAACAUGGAAGAAGUCGAAGAAAUGAUUKAUGUACCUGGGGAAGAAUCUAACGAGGUUCGCGAAUUUAUACGAGAAACAAUUUUGAAACUUGUUGACAUCAAGACAAAGAGUGGGUUUUCUAUCAAAACAAUGGAGGACUUGUUGGAAUGGGGCAAAGAAAUAUUUUCCAAAAACAACAAUGAAACMCAUGACACAUGGCCAUCAUCUUGGGAACACGUUCUUCAUAUUUUGRAAGAAAUCGGUUUUAAUAAUCCAAAACUAUACUUUAUAUGUCUUAACUCUGAUCAUCCAUGUGUUUUUGGUCUCAUGGAAUCGAAAAGGGAUCCAUGUCCGCAUUGUGGGAAUCCUGGAAAUAUCCCAUAUUAUUAUCUAAGUGUGUUAGACAAAGUGAAGCGAUGGUUUACAUCACAAAAAAUGUGUGAGAAGAUGAGUGCACAUUGGAAAGAAAAGGAACACUGGUUGUCAGAUGAAAACAGAGAAAACUGGGGCUAUCCAUUGAAGAAAGAGAUAUGGGAUGGGAAGCAGUUUGCUCGACUCCAGUACUUUUGGAAUCCCAAUUGUGAGUGGAUACUUCCAGUUAUGUGUCCUGUUGAUGGUUGUGGGAGAAUCAUUUCUUCUGAAAUGAUUUUGAAUUCCCCUCUGGUAGGCGGUAAUCAAGAUAAAAGGCAAAUAACAUGUCCACGUUGCUACAAUGAAUUUGAACACGAAGUGAAGAAAACUAGGGGUGAUCCUAGAAAUCUGGCAUAUGAUGUCCAUUGGGAUGGCUGGCAGCCAUUCUCAUCAGGCAAACGUGGUUCAGGUGCAAUUGAAUUACAAGUUGUAAAUAUGUCAAAGGAAGAUAGAUSUUCAGUUGAAGAAGUAUAUGUGAUAGGAUUUGUGCCCACGUAUCUACUACCUAAUAAAUGUCCAAUUUUCUUGGAUYCAUUMUUGGAACCCUUGAUUAUAGACAUUGAAACAGGCUUCAUCAAAGGAAUAGAUGUUAAUUGUUCUGUGCCAAUGUGUKGUAAACCYKAAGGCCCUGCAAUAAUCAGGCAUUUGWUCCUUUGCUUUUCURGGGAUCACAAUGGAAUUUGUGAAGCAGGAAAAUUUGUUAAGAUGGGAAAAUGUGCUUGUAGAAGAUGUUGUUUGUUGGAGAGCAUUUAUAUACCAGAGCGAUGUCAUUAUUAUUACACGAAUUUCAGGAAACAAGGUAGAUUUCCUGCAGAAAAGAAAAGUAUUCUGGACAGCCUUGAUAUAAUUGAUGAAAUAGAUGCAGAAGAAAGAGUCUCAGUUAGAAAAGAAAUGGCUAGGGACAGUGGCUACACUGGAUUGUCAAUCCUUCACAGACUGCAUCCAUUAUAUGGAUUUCUCUAUGAUGAACACAUGUUAUUUGAUGAAAUGCAUACAUUUUCUCUUAAUAUUGUCAAGUCUGYACUUCUAGAUCUCCUUGAUGAUGAGGAUAGCAGUAUUGACUGGAAUGUUGUCGAGGAAAGACUUAAUAAUAUGCCAUGGACUACUGAAUUUAAGUCUUCAAGAUACCCCAAAAACUUCAUCAAAUCUGUUAGAUCCUGGAAGGCAGAGGAGUUUUUGAUUUUUGCUUAUCCUACUUCAGAAGUGGUCUUUGAUGGGCUGCUUUCAGAUCAACAAAGGGAAGAGUGGAUGUGUAUUGCACGCAUGAUUGAAUUUAUCAAAAAUCAUGCUAGAAAUGGAUGGACAAAGGAAAAUUGUGACACAUUUCAUGCAAUGUGCUUGAGAUAUGCUGUCCUGUUAGAAGAACGACGGGGAGCACAUAAGUGUGUUAUCAUUCUGCAUAAUUUGCUUCAUCUUAAAGAAGACAUUCUUAAUUUUGGUGGCCUUGAUAAUUACUCUUGCUGGACAAAAGAGCGUGCUGUUCGCAGAUACAUCUCUCAAAGUAGCAAUUGCAAAAAUAUCGAAGCAACUUUUGCAAAUACAGAGGUUCGACGUGAAUGUCUGAAGAUUAAAGAGGAAAACAAAACUACUGCUGUAUUAAACUAUGAAAGAGUAGAUUCAGCUAAGGUUUGGGGGAAAACCAUAAAUGAUGCUAAGGAACUCCACAAGGCAAACCCCACAAUUGACCAUAGAGGCAAUGGGAUUUUAGUUGGAGCCUCAAAGAACUAUCUGCUCUCAGAUACAAAUAGAAAGCUUGUUGCUGCUAGUUGCAGGGUUCAGGAGGAUCUUGUAGAUGAACUUAUAACAGUAUACCGAAGCAUUUGGAAGCCAAAGCAUCAAUACAAUGGCCUUCUGUAUAGGACAAAUGAGAACAUUGUAACAACAUCKUAUGGAGAAUCUGUAGUUGUUCUAAAAGAAAUCUUCGUAGCUGAAGUUGAUGGUGMAUUAAAACAUUUGUGCAAGUGUGAGUCCUAUGAGCAUGUAGGUUUCAGUGAUCUUGGUGCAAAACUAGUUCAGAAGAGAAAUAACGAAAUAAUGGUUAGCCCACUGUCUACAAUAAGUAGAAAAAUAAUGUUAGCAAAGUAUGKUGAUGUCAAUGGAAUUCCCACCUUCAUUGUUGUGGACUUUAUGAGAAGAAUUUUCCCAAUCGGAGCCGAUUCUGUUGUUGUUCCUUAUUACCCAGUAGCAAAUGAUAUGGUAUUGGUCAUGGGCAACCAGCCUGAUACCCUAUGGAGAGCUCGCGUCGUGUCAUAUAAYAUCCCUCRAAAAGUGGUCAAAGSGCAGUUUUUCAUUGAGCAGGCAGAUAGACUAUGGAUCCCAGAGGYAACAASGCAUCAAGAAAUMAAUUUUGAUAGCAUCAUGGGACUUUCUAAUGGAACAUGGCAACGACAGUUUUCGCAAUGGGUAGAACUCCAAUAGACAUCAAUACCAAGUCAGCUUGGCAAUUUUACUGGUAUAUUAAUCAUAAAAUAGUAUCUUUUAAGUAGGUUUGGUAUUUUAUUGGUAUUUCAUUGGGAUACUAUUCAUAAGAUACCAAUCAUGUUCCAUUGAUCUCCCAAUGUUGGAGUAUCUCUAAAGUAGGCUUGGUAUAUUAUUGGUAUAUUAUUGAUAAGAUACCAAUCAUAUUCCAUUAAUCUCCCAAUGUAGGUGUAUCUAUAAAGUAGGCUUGGUAUUUUAUUGGGAUAUUAUUGGGAUAUUAUUGUAAGAUACCAAUCAUGUUCCAUUGAUCUUCCAGUAUUUGAGACCCAAAAAGGUCAGCUUGGUAUUUUAUUGGGGAAUUAUUGGUACAUCAUUGGAAUAUGAUUGAUUUCCCAACAUUGGUAAUCUAAAAUUCCGAAGAUUACCAAUGAUUAUCCAACUUGGAAUCUCAUAUUUUUC
This is a messenger RNA of Exaiptasia diaphana, 4269 nucleotides long. RefSeq lists its product as uncharacterized. The record is from RefSeq and is a predicted model, not a curated record. NCBI's taxonomy places the organism in Eukaryota, Metazoa, Cnidaria, Anthozoa, Actiniaria, Aiptasiidae. Bases 658 to 3810 code for a protein of 1050 amino acids. The transcript has 2 exons.